Messenger RNA from Acyrthosiphon pisum (pea aphid), 707 nucleotides. RefSeq lists its product as uncharacterized. Bases 99 to 665 code for a protein of 188 amino acids. The transcript has 3 exons. NCBI's taxonomy places the organism in Eukaryota, Metazoa, Arthropoda, Insecta, Hemiptera, Aphididae. The record is from RefSeq and is a predicted model, not a curated record.
CGAAGUAUUUAUUUGCAAUUAUUUUAAUUUCUAGAAAUCGGAAAUAUUUUAUUUUAAUAUAUUUUUUUUAGCUCUUAGAUCCUUUAAGCCUUCGUAUAAUGAUAACAUAUGACAGUCGAAUACGUAUGAAGACAUCAAUGUGUGCAUGUUCACAUUUGAUCAGUGUGCAUGAAGCUAUGACAUUAAUAAUAUUGUCUUUAAUUUACCCAGAAAAAUUGGAAAAUAAACCUACUGUACAUGGUUUAGAUUCCGAUUCAUUUAAGGAGAUCGUAAUUGAUUAUAACGAACCUUUGACUUUUUCCACUUUAGAAUCUAUAUUGUUUGAAACACCCAAUAAUAGAGACAGUCAAGAGUCAAUAGAUCCUGAUAGAGGAGAUAUUCCUCAAGUUUUUCCUUAUAAUUCUAUAAAGUGGGCUAAAGAAAAUAAUAAAGAAUUUGAUGUAUUUGUAUUUUUGGGAAAUAACAAAAUGAAUUUAAAUCUUUUUGAAAUGCAUAUGAAAGAAUAUCAAGCACAUUUUAAAAACCCGGUGAAAAUUGUUAUACUUUGUCUCAAUGGAAAGCAUUAUGAACAAUAUACUCUAGGUCGAAAAAAUACAUUGUUUAUUAUUGGCUUUGAUAAAAAUGUUGGUAAAUUAAUUAAUUCCUUUUUAAAGGAUGAUUUUUAAAAAUUAAAAUAUAUUAUGUUGUUUUAAGAUUAAGAUAAUUCA